Perca fluviatilis (European perch) is the source of this 4837-nucleotide messenger RNA. RefSeq names its product ring finger protein 157 (gene rnf157). The coding region runs from base 793 to 2889 and encodes 698 amino acids. The transcript is spliced from 19 exons. Lineage: Eukaryota; Metazoa; Chordata; Actinopteri; Perciformes; Percidae. Gene Ontology annotation, cellular component: cytoplasm. Gene Ontology annotation, biological process: protein ubiquitination. The record is from RefSeq and is a predicted model, not a curated record. Gene Ontology annotation, molecular function: ubiquitin protein ligase activity.
GUUGUUGUAGCUAGUUUAUCAACGCCAGACGUUGUUAUGAUUCCCGGGUCGUUGUACAACUUUAAACAGUUUGAUUGCCGUGGCCCUACUUGUUGCGAAAAAAUGCAUUUUAUAGUCUUUCCCGUUAGGGUAAAUUGUCGAGUUUUUAGCCUUUCCACACAUGUCCAGAGGGUAAUGUAGUUUUUGCUUGGAGUUUCUAUAUGCAACAGACAGACUCGUCCUUUCUCUGCACUGCAGUCAUCGCCACUCGCACAUUUGGCGUAGGACGGUCACGUUACAAAGUGGGUCGGCACUAGCUGCUGCUGGAGAGAGGACUGCGCAAAAACCACGGCCCGGAUUUGUGCCUGCCUUACGUCAUGGGGAGCCUCAGACCUCUUUGACAGGAUCCAACAACGAGAAGCACCGGGGAUGUGUAAUCAACAUCCAGCGGGCCGGGGGAUGUCGACGAGCACACGACUGAUUUGUGCCACAUACUCGCCCUUAAAGUAAAACCAGACACGAAUAUUUCGCUUUGAUUAUGCGAUUGCGGCGCACCAUGCGACCGCCUCUCCGCUAUUAAAGGGACUACAACGGCUGUUUUCUACCUCAAAAACGAGCUGUUGAUCGGGGAGGGAUAAGCACCCGGAGAACUAAUCCGCAGAACGGUCACAUUCACGGCGGGGUUUGGACCUGACAGAAAUGGACAGGGCAGCACGAACUGGAUUAAAUGAUAGGGAAUAAAGGAGACUCCGCGAACAAAGCCAACCUGAAGUGUUAUGCUCGUUAAUCCGUGUGGUCUUUAUUUGACUGGAAAUGGGCGCUUUAACAAGCAGACAGAACAUAGGCGUGGAAGAAGUGGACAUUCCGUCCAGUUCGGUGUACCGUUAUCCACCAAAAUCCGGGAGUUACUUCGCCAGCCAUUUCAUCAUGGGUGGAGAGAAGUUUGACUCCACCCAUCCGGAGGGUUACCUGUUUGGGGAGAACACAGACCUUAACUUCCUGGGGACCAGACCAGUGGCGUUCCCGUAUGCAGCCCCUCCACCUCAGGAACCAGUGAAGACUUUACGAAGCCUUAUAAACAUCCGUAAGGACACACUGCGGCUCGUACGGUGCAGUGAGGACCUGAAACUGCCGGGUGACGAGGCGGCGGGGAAGAACAGGGCCUGCUACAACGUAGAGUUCACCUUCGACGCUGACACACAGGUGGCCAUAACCAUCUACUACCAGGCCAUAGAGGAGUUUCACAAUGGAGUGCCAGUCUACCUGCCACAGGACAGCUCUCUGCAGUCUGAGACGGUGCACUUCAAGAGGGGAGUGUGCCAGCAGUUCUGUCUGCCCUCACACACUGUAAACCUCAGCGAGUGGGCUGACGAGGAGCUGCUGUUUGAUAUGGACAAAGAGGUUUUCCCCAUGGUGGUGCAGGCCGUUGUAGAUGAGGGGGACGAACAUUUGGGCCACUCUCACAUACUGCUGGCUACAUUUGAAAAGCACAUGGACGGGAGCUACUGUGUGAAGCCUCUGAAGCAGAAACAAGUGGUGGAUGGGGUGAGUUAUCUACUGCAGGAGAUCUACGGGAUAGAGAACAAAUACAACAGCCAAGAAUCAAAGCUGGCUGACGAUGAGAUCAGUGACAACAGUGCUGAGUGUGUGGUGUGUUUGUCAGAUGUGCGAGACACACUCAUCCUGCCGUGCAGACACCUGUGUCUCUGCAACGCCUGCGCAGACACUCUGCGCUACCAGGCCAACUGCUGCCCCAUCUGCAGACUGCCAUUCAGAGCUCUGCUGCAGAUACGAGCCAUGAGGAAGAAACUCAGUCCUCUGUCACCUACCAGCUUCAACCCCGUCAUCACCUCACAGACUUCUGACUCGGAGGAACACUCGGCGUCUGAGCACAUCCCUCCAGGCUAUGAGGUGGUGUCUCUCCUGGAGGCGUUGAACGGCCCCCUCAACUCCUCCGUGGUGAAUCCUCCUCCUCUCCACUCGGGUCCCAGCCACGUCUCGGGAACGCUGCCCCCAUACAGCAGUGAGCCUCACCCGGCACUGGCCCGCUCCCUCUCCCCUCUAGACCACUCCAACUCUAGUCAGGGACUCAAACUCAAAAAGAGUGGUUCAAAGUCACUUUCCCAGAAUUCCUCGGUGCUUCCUGAGGAGGAGGAUGAGAAGUCUUGCAGUGAAUCGGAGGCCUGUCGCCACAAACUCGCCGUGGACCAGCAGGAGAGCCGAGUGACUCCAGACAGCGAGAACCUGACUCUCUCCUCGUCUGGAGCCAUCGACCAGUCGUCCUGCACGGGAACGCCGCUCUCCUCCACCAUCACCUCCCCUGAAGACCCAGUGAGCAGCAGCCUGGUCCAGUCAGUGAUGUCCAUGGCCUCGUCCCACUCCCAGCACUCCCACAUCAGCACUGACACCAUGUCCUCCAUGUCAGGGUCCUACCUGGCCGGGGCCGAAGGCGAGCCCGGGAAUGACGAGGGUAGAGACGCUGAGGGCGAGGAGAACCAGGACGCCCCCAUGGAGAGCCGAGGGCCAUUGCAGCAGCACGUGUUUUCCCAGGAGCCAAAGGAACAAAACUACUCAGUGGCUGUAGAGGAGCAGGACUCAGAGGGAAACGAUGUCACUGAAGAGGACUGCUCCUCCCCGUCUAAUGGGAAAGGUGGGCGGAGCAGGUGUCCAGAGUUGGCCAAUAACAAUCAGGGCGUCGCCCUCUGUGACACGCCCUCUUUGGGGUUGGAUAAUGAGCAGGCUCCCGACAGCCGAUUCGCCGGUCUGAUGUAUCUCGGGGGCUACAGGCCUGUUUUAGAGCCCCACCCCCACCACACCUCCACCAGCAACAUCAACCUGGAGGAGCAGGGGGCUGAGAACCGGGACGGCCAGAGUCCCAAACAUCCCCGCCGCGGACCACUCAUUGUGUAACACACUCAAACAAACUCACACACAAAAACACUCCAACUUCUCCGUCCAGAGUCGGCUUUUCUUACCCUGCCAUAGUGCUGCAUCACUGGAUACUGUCCUCACUGAGCAGGGACACCCCCCAUCCGUUUGAACACUUCCUGGAUUAAUUGUUGUGAGGAGGGAAGAGGAAGAGAAGGGCAUCCCAUGUCUGUUGUCUGUGCACUUUGAUCUCACAGGAGUUUCUUUGUUUGUUUUUUUGUCUGUGACCUAACUUGUUGUGGGAUUGAUUAGCCUACUGUUACAUUAUUAUUUAUUACCUGUAGGUCUAACCAAUGAGAGCUGUGUAUUAUGACACUAUCUCUAGAAAAAUACAUGCUGCUCGUCUCCUUCCCUCUCCUCUAUUACCAGCCAAACAGUCAGGGGCUACUGUGAUCGGCAAUCUGAUUUAUUACUAAUGUACUUCUUCUUCUCUCUUAUAAACUGUAUGUUGAACGAGUGUUUGGACAAUAUUCAAAAGUCGGCUCACACCGGACUACCUUACCUUAGCGAACUAAAACGCGCUGACUCCUCUCUUCGGAUCAGGGAGCUCCCAUCUCAACUUCGCAUGCAGCUUUAGACCUCUGCUGACAUUUUCCUCUCAUUCCCGCCAUGAUUUCCAAACAACCUUUGCUGAAUGUGAAUACAGAAGCGGUCGGACUUGUAAGGCGGCUGACGAGCCAAGAAACGGCGGCCAAAAUGAACAGAAAUGGACUGAAAACAAAAAAGAGAGACUUGUCACAGAGAAUGUAGAACAAUGAACGUGGAUCUUUUAGAAGGGGAAUGUACGUGACAUUUAAAUCGUCAUCUAAACUGGAAUUAAACAUGAACUUUGAACCCUAAACUGGUUACACACACACACAACACACACACACACACACACACACACACACACACACACACACACACACACACACACACACACACACACACACACACACACACACACACACACACACACACACACACACCAUCCUCUCCUUCUGCAGCACCAUCUUAGCAUGUCAGUAUUAUUGUAUUUGCAACUGGAAACCAACAAGUACCACCAAGCAAUAAAGAUGCCGAAGCUGCAUCUCCUCUUCUCCUGCAGGAGGUUGGUCAUGUGCAGUUCAAACAAAAACUGUGUUUGCACUGGCCUAUUACAUUCAAAUUCAGACAUUUCAGUGCGUUUGUUAUUUUGUUUUUUAUUUUGCCAUUGUAAAGGAAUUGUUUUUUGUGAGGAAAAACCUCAAUUUGAAAACCUUAACGUGAGAUUUAGGCCACGCCGUGGUUAGCUGGAAUUUUGUUCAUAUUAUUAUCAUCCCCAACGAGCCCUUUUCUCCUCGUUUGUGAAGCUUUAGUUGUUUUGGUUUUGUAUAACUUUAAUGUAUAGCUCACCUGUUGAUGUUCUCCUUUACUGUGUUUUAAGUUGUUGCAAAACACUGUGCCGUUUACUAGAAUGUGGAUGAAAAUUUGUGAAAAAUUGGUAAAGGUUUAUACACAUGCGUGCUCACAUAAAGAAUAACUGAAAAGGGACAAUAUCAACAUUUAAUGCACUAUUAGCGGUUUCCUAGACAACACACUUUGCAGUGCAUGAGGCGAUAGUAGAGUAAGCAUGUUAGUCUGGAUCAGCCUGCUCCCUCCUGUAGAAUACUUGAUUAUGGAUCAUUGCACACACAUAAAGCCGGACCACAUCCCUCUGAAGUGUUAUAUAUCGUUUGCUGGCUCCCUAUUCACUUGACCCGAACUGUUAAGUCAAGAGGACGGCACUAAUAUAUCCAAGCUGCAAACAGUCAUGCGAUCCCAGUCCGAAUGUGUAGAUGAAGCCGUUCUCUGGCACCAGUCACAUUAUGAUAUCAAAGGAAUGGGUCCCAAAUCUGCAAGACCCCCCACUUUUCUAAAUCUAGGAGUGAAAAUGUCAAAGAAAACCGACAAUAAAGUUUUUGCAACUAAA